GUUUGUAUCUGUAACUAUUUUUCUCACCAUAGCAACCGGUUCUUUUAAGUUCUGUUUUGGGUUUUGAUAUGUUUACUAUGGAUUAAAUAAUAUUUUUGAAAUUUGUAAACAUUAUAUUUUUAUGAAAUAUUGAGAACUAUUAUAAAAUUUUACACUGGGCAUUUUAAUGUGUACUGUCCAUGUUUUUAAAUAUUGUAUUUUGAUAUUUUUUAACUUGAAAAGUAUUUGAGAAAAUUUUUCAUUAUAAGAAGAUUGUCUCUUUUGGGUGAAGAAUAUGAUGAAGAAGUCAUCAGCUUAUAAAACCGAUAAGAAGUUGCAUCCUGUAAAAGUGUCGAACAUGAGAAACAGACCUCCAGCCUUUGGUGCAUCUGAGUCAGAUUGCAUUAGUGAAUCUCAAAUUGAAUAUAUUGAAAACUUGCAGCAACAGAUUUAUGUUCUGGAAAAUGAAGUAGCAUAUUUGAGAACUCAUAUGCACGAGACGAGCAAGCAACAUCCAUCCUUGGUUGCAGAGAGUGAACAUAUGGUGAAAAAGUUAUCUGAUAGCCACAGCGAAAUGAAGAACAUGAAAAUUGAUUUGAAAAGAAAGCAGACAUCUAUUGAUUUGUUGAGAUCUGAAAGAGACAGAGUUCAAAAAACUGUUAACGAGUUGGAAGAAAGAUUCCGAAAAGAAAAAUGCACUAUUUUGGAAGACUUGAUUACAGUGCAAAAAGAAAAAGAUAACCUUCAAGAUGAAAAUGUUAAAUUGGAGCAACUUUUAGAAGAACAUAAACAAAAUGUUAUUAAAUUACAGGACGAAAAUGACAAUUUGGAAAUAGAUGUUCAGCAAGCUGAAAAAGAGAUUAAAGCUGACAAGCAAUUUAUUGAAGAAUUGCAAGAAAGUAAGCAAAAAAUACAAAAGGAACUAAUCGAGGCGAAAAUGAUAUUAAGUUCCAAGCCAUCUGACAAACAUGAGGAAGCAGUGAAAAUGUUAAAAUGCAAUAUUGAACAAAUCAGUGAAGAACUUGAAACUGCAAAACGGUCUCAUAUUCAUGAACAUAUGUUGCGGGAACGCUUAACUCAAGACAAUGCUGAUCUAAUAAAGAGACAUGCACAACUUGAAGCUGAGUUGGCUGAUGUGAAGGCACAGCUGCGAGAAGAACAAAGUCUGCGAUCAUCAUUGGAACAAAUUCAUCUUGGCACUGUUCUUGAAUCAGCAGAAAAUUUGAGUCGUGAAAAUACUUUAAAGGAUCAGAUCCAAAAUUUAACUUCUCGUCUACAAGAAGAAACAGAAACAACAAAUACAUUAGAGCAUAAGUUGUCUGAUGAAAAACGCCAGAGAAUCAGAGGAGAAGAGAGGUUCGUUAACAUUCAGGAACGACUUGAUCAAAAAGAGGAGCAACUUAAAGUAAUGAAAAAGGAGAAUGUAGGUUUAUGGAGGGACAAUUCUUAUCUGACUGAUCAAGUUACUCAGUACAAGCAGCAGUUGCAGCAUAGAGAUGAUGAAAUAGUUAAUUUGAAGCUUAAAGUACAAGAGAUGCAAAUUUCUGUUGAGAAGUUUAUUCAGUCAAAUCAAGCUGCCACUCAGCUUGCUGGUGAAAAAUGGAAACAACUUUCACAAAUGGUCCAAAGUAUGCAAGCUCUCACAAAUUUAGAUGAUCAACGCACAUAAGUUUUACAAAAUCAUUUUUAUAUUGAUUUAUACUGCUAUUUACUGCCACUAAGAUGUGUUGUAUUAUUUUAAAUUUUUAUAUGAAUUGUUAAUGAGUGUUUUAAUUGUUGUUUAUGCAAUAGUUAUGUAAGUAGAUGCAAAUUGUUGUGUAGUACAGAAUAAAAUUUGUAUUUUUAAAAAAAA
This is a messenger RNA of Parasteatoda tepidariorum (common house spider), 1831 nucleotides long. RefSeq lists its product as uncharacterized. NCBI's taxonomy places the organism in Eukaryota, Metazoa, Arthropoda, Arachnida, Araneae, Theridiidae. The record is from RefSeq and is a predicted model, not a curated record.